AUGUUUUCUCUAAGAAACUCGGUGAGAACUUCUUUGAAGUCUAUGUGCAAGACUCAAACGCGAUUGCUUUCAUCGUCGAGCAUCGCUGCCAAGUCUACUUACAGAACUCCAAAUUUUGGUGAUGCUGUCCAAGACGAUGUCAACGCUGACAAAAGCCGUUCUUUCGCCUACUUCAUGGUCGGCUCGCUAGGACUUCUAUCCUCUGCAGGUGCCAAGUCGACUGUUGAGACUUUUGUCUCCUCCAUGUCUGCAUCCGCAGAUGUCUUGGCCAUGGCCAAGGUUGAAGUCAACUUGGCUGCUAUCCCAGAGGGCAAGAACGUCGUUGUCAAAUGGCAAGGUAAACCGGUGUUCAUUAGACACAGAACUGCACAUGAAAUUCAAGAGGCUAACCAGGUCGACAUGUCUGCUCUAAAAGACCCUCAAGCCGACUCCGACAGAGUCAAGGACCCAGAAUGGCUGAUCAUGUUGGGUAUCUGUACGCACCUGGGCUGCGUGCCUAUUGGUGAGGCAGGUGAUUUCGGUGGUUGGUUCUGUCCUUGUCACGGUUCUCAUUAUGAUAUCUCUGGUAGAAUUAGAAAAGGUCCAGCUCCAUUGAACCUGGAAAUCCCACAAUAUGAAUUCGAAGAUGGUAAGUCAAAACUAAUUGUUGGUUAA
Messenger RNA from Torulaspora globosa, 654 nucleotides. RefSeq names its product ubiquinol--cytochrome-c reductase catalytic subunit RIP1 (gene RIP1). Gene Ontology annotation, biological process: mitochondrial electron transport, ubiquinol to cytochrome c. Bases 1 to 654 code for a protein of 217 amino acids. The transcript has a single exon. NCBI's taxonomy places the organism in Eukaryota, Fungi, Ascomycota, Saccharomycetes, Saccharomycetales, Saccharomycetaceae. Gene Ontology annotation, cellular component: membrane. Gene Ontology annotation, molecular function: 2 iron, 2 sulfur cluster binding; quinol-cytochrome-c reductase activity. The record is from RefSeq and is a predicted model, not a curated record.